Messenger RNA from Dunckerocampus dactyliophorus (ringed pipefish), 8016 nucleotides. It is a transcript of the gene ptpn4a, whose product is annotated as protein tyrosine phosphatase non-receptor type 4a. Gene Ontology annotation, biological process: protein dephosphorylation. NCBI's taxonomy places the organism in Eukaryota, Metazoa, Chordata, Actinopteri, Syngnathiformes, Syngnathidae. Bases 168 to 3233 code for a protein of 1021 amino acids. Gene Ontology annotation, cellular component: cytoplasm; cytoplasmic side of plasma membrane; cytoskeleton. Gene Ontology annotation, molecular function: cytoskeletal protein binding; protein tyrosine phosphatase activity. The record is from RefSeq and is a predicted model, not a curated record. The transcript is spliced from 27 exons.
CCACUGCUGAUGGCAAGCUGCGGUGGCGUCUUUGCAGCCAACAUGUUCUACCAUGUCUUCCCUGACGUGUCCUACCGCCAGCUCUAUCAGGCCUGGUCCAAAGGAGAGCCGGUCACAUUGUCUGAGAAACUAGAGGAGCUUUUCCAGCAGACCCUGGUAGGAGCGUGAUGAGCGCGCGCUUCCGCUUGCCUGCUGGCAGAUCCUACAAUGUCCGGGCGACAGAGCUGGAGCGAGACAGGCACCACACACAGGUUGUGUGCAACGUACUGCUACUGGACAACACCGUCCAGGCUUUUAAAGUCAGCAAGUCAGAUCAUGGGCAGAUCUUGCAGGAUGCUGUCUUCAAGCACCUGGAGCUGACCGAAAGAGACUACUUUGGCCUGCACUUGGCAGAUGACUCCUCAGAUACCCCGCGCUGGCUCGAUCCCAACAAGCCCAUCAGGAAGCAGUUAAAAAGAGGUUCCCCCCACAACUUGAGCUUCAGAGUCAAAUUUUUUGUGGCAGAUCCUAGUAAACUUCAGGAAGAAUACACACGGUACCAAUAUUUCCUCCAGAUCAAGCAGGACAUAUUAACUGGAAGAUUGCCCUGUCCUCACAACACAGCCGCACUUUUGGCUUCCUAUGCUGUCCAAUCUGAAUUAGGGGACUAUAAUGAGACGGAGCAUCCUCUGGGCUAUCUGUCUGACUAUUGCUUUAUCCCCAACCCCCCACAAGACUUCCAUAAAGAGGUUGCCAAACAUCACCAGCAGCACAGUGGUCUAUCUCCUGCCCAGUCGGAGUUUAAUUAUCUGAACACAGCACGUACGCUAGAGCUCUACGGGGUAGAGCUGCACUAUGCAAGAGACCAGAGUAACACAGAGAUACUUAUUGGGGUGAUGUCCGCCGGCAUUGUGAUUUAUAAGAACAGGGUACGGAUCAACUAUUUCCCAUGGUUGAAAAUAGUGAAAAUCUCCUUCAAGUGCAAACAGUUCUUCAUUCAGUUGAGAAGAGAGGCGACUGAGACCCGGGAGACGCUGCUUGGAUUCAAUAUGGUAAACUACCGGGCCUGUAAGAACCUGUGGAAGGCCUGCGUGGAACACCACACCUUCUUCAGACUGGACCGACCCAUCCCGCCACAGAAGAAUUUUUUCUCCCAUUAUUUCACCCUGGGUUCAAAGUUUAGAUACUGUGGGAGGACGGAGGUGCAAUCUGUACAGUAUGGAAAGGAGAAAGGCAUCAAGGACAGAGUGUUUGCCAGAUCUCCCAGCAAGCCUCUGGCCAGGAAGUUGCUGGGCGGAACGGACUGGGAGACGGUGAGCAGGAACAGUCUAUCAGAUGAAAGACUGGAGACUCAGAGCCUACCGACCCGCUCACCGCCUGGAACACCCAAUCAGAAUUCGCUGUUUACACAAGACGGCACGCGGCUACGCCCGUCGUCUGUCGGCCACCUGGUUGAUCACGUGAUACACACUUCGCCCAGCCUGCCCGUCUUCUCCUCCAAUCACAAGUCGGCCUCCUCCACGCAAGCCAACAGUAUCAGCUUGGACUCCACACCGUCUCCCGAAGGCGUGGACGGCCAGCCUCCAGCUCUGCCCCCCAAGCAGCUGAGCAGGAAGACCUUGAGCCAGAUCAUCCAGGCCCACUCGCAGCAGAGUCUCCUGGACAACCACCUCAAUGAGAUGUACGAUGUUCCUGCCAACACUGACAAGACCACGCUAAACGGAGUUGUCCCUCACGAUAAUCUGGUCUUGAUCAAAAUGAGACCUGAUGAACAUGGACGCUUUGGCUUCAACGUAAAGGGUGGAGCUGACCAGAAGAUGCCAAUCAUUGUGUCAAGAGUUGCUCCUGGAACGUCAGCUGAUCUGUGUGUACCACGCCUGAAUGAAGGCGACCAGGUCGUCUUAAUCAAUGGGCGGGACAUCUCUGACCACACCCACGACCAGGUUGUAAUGUUCAUCAAGGCCAGCUGUGAGAGCCACUCUGGAGAACUAAUCCUGCUGGUCCGACCAAACGCCAUCUAUGAUGUGGUGGAGGAGAAAGUGGACUCUGAACCAGAUUUCCAGUACAUCCCAGAGAAGUCCCCUCAGGACCCCACUCAACUAGACCAGCAUGCUUUGAGGGACUCUAUGGUUGCCCUGAAGGAAGGUCUGAGCAGUGGCGCCAUACUGGCCCAGUUUGAUCAACUGUACAGGAAGAGGCCAGGGAUGACCAUGCUGUGUGCCAAAUUACCUCAGAACAUUUCCAAAAAUCGCUACAGAGACAUCUCUCCUUAUGAUGCCACGCGGGUCAUUCUGAAAAGCACAGAUGACUACAUCAAUGCAAAUUACAUCAAUAUGGAGAUUCCUGCCUCCAGUCUCAUCAACCGCUACAUAGCUUGUCAGGGCCCCUUGCCCAACACAUGUCCUGACUUCUGGCAAAUGACCUGGGAGCAGGGAUCAUCUAUGGUGGUCAUGUUGACGACACAGGUUGAGAGGGGAAGGGUGAAGUGCCACCAGUACUGGCCCAACCCAGACAGCAGUGCCUCCUAUGGGGACUUCACUGUCACGUGCCACAAUGAGGAGGGCAACUCUGCCUUCCUGGUUCGGGAAAUGAGUCUCAUGCACUUACAGAGUCAGCAGCAGAGAGAGCUAACCCAGAUCCAGUAUGUGGCGUGGCCCGACCACGGUGUUCCUGACGACUCCACAGACUUCUUGGACUUUGUGGCUCUGGUGCGGAGCAAAAGGACUGGGCAAGACCAGCCAAUGGUUGUACACUGCAGUGCCGGUAUUGGUCGGACAGGGGUUCUGAUCACCAUGGAAACAGCGUUGUGUCUAAUGGAGUGUGGCCAGCCAGUGUGCCCUCUAGAAAUUGUCAGGACCAUGAGAGAUCAGAGAGCCAUGAUGAUCCAGACACCCAGUCAGUACCGCUUUGUGUGUGAGGCCAUCCUGAAGGUCUACGAGGAGGGUCUGGUCAGACCGCUGACGCCCGUCGCCGUCUACCAUCUCCGAGAGAAGGCGGAGGGCGAUCGAGAGGAGGAGAAGAAAGAAAUGAGAGACGACACGGCGGAGGACGGGGAGGUGGCUGUGGUGGAGCUGUUGGAAGGAGGUCUGGAUGAUGAUGAGGAGGAGGAGGAUGAUGACGAGGAGGUGGAGGUGCUUGAUGUGGGGGAAGUGACUGAGGAGGAAGUGGAGGAGCCCAGUGUGGCUAGCGCCGCCAGCGCUACGAGCGUGAACAGCGACACCAGCGUGAAUCCCAAUCCCGAUCCUGACCCAUGACAUUUUAGGGGAGCCAGGAAGAGGUCAAGUGGCAGGAGGAGGAGGAGAGAACAAACGCACUGUUGCACUUUAUAACACAAACGGAACGAACAAUUGACAAACGGGAAGGCUGGAUUUUUAAAGAGGCGAUCCAGCUGUGCUGCGUAGGUACCAUUUGAGGAUGUUGUGUUCAGGGUACAGAAAAAGUCUACAAAGACAUCAAUAUGGAUGCGGAUUUGCUGUUGUGCCAUAAGUACGAAGGGGAAGGGCUGUCCCAUGGAUGGAAAGCUUCCCCCCAACCCUCCCCACCCCAAAAGGGUUGCCCUGUCCCCUUCAGAGCGAGUCUGCGAGACAGACCUGCCUUUUUUUUUUUAGUGUCCUUUUAGCUGAUAAAGAGAGAAACCUUAUCUUUUGUUCUUUCGAAAGAGUAUUUAUUGUGUUUUAGUUUGUGUCAAACCCUGUCCACUGAACAAAUGUUUGUACGAGUCUAGAACUUCAUGCUUAUCACCCCCCGCCCUUUUUUUUUUAAGUAGUAAAGUAGUAUAAUUCCUCUUACCUUAGUUCUUUUGCUUUGUGAGGAAAUAAGACGUGAUUUAAUUUAUUGUGUUGGUCUUUCUCAGCGUUCUUGUCAACGCUUCAAAGACUAUUUUGACUCUCAAGUUCUGCUCUUUUUUUUUUUUUUUUGCAGCUACAGACGUCAUCAAUGUGCGGUGAGGAACAAAGCAGGUUUACGGUCUUCAAGGUGUGUGCUCAGCAGGCUCCCCUUUUUGCAGUUGUGUGCUCGCCACCACUUUAGAUGAAAGUAAACAAUGCCCUGCGACUACUGAACACAAGUAAACAAGGGAGGUGAAAAAAAAACAAAACUAUUUUCACUCAUAGGUCAGUGUUGUCUUCUCAAGUGUCUUCAGGCGUUCAAUCGGCGGAGAAAAAUGUGUCAUACUUUUGGAGAAAAUACUGCAAAUUCUUAGCUUUAAUCAUUUUUAAACCAGCCUUGUGGGGUUCAUAUAUUUUUGUUGUCUUGGAACAAGCAGCCCAAACAACAUGGGACUCCUUAAUUGUCCUUAUAUGAGCUGGGUGAGUGGUACUCCAUGAUUUCAUAGUACUUGCUUUACAGUUCAGUGAAUGCCAGUAUGAACUAGAGGUGUCCCGAUGCAACUUUUUCACUACCGAUAAGGUACCAAUAUUGCAGCCGAUACCGAUAUCAAUCCGAUACAAUAUCAGCACGAAUCAUACACACACUUAUUGCUUAUUUUGUUGUUUGGAAUGUUAGAAAAGUCCUGAUCAAAUGGUACUACUCUAAUUACUUCUAACAGAGUACAGUACACCCUCGUUUAUCGUGGUUAACUGGUUCCCAACCCACCCGCGAUAAGUGAAUUUCCACAAAGUAGCAUUUCUUCUUUAUAAAUGAAAUGUUUUCGUGGUUAUGGCAUAGAAAACCUGUUUAUUAUAUUCUGAAUAUGUUUUGUUUUAACAUUAUUAGAGCCAUCUAGACAUGAAUUAACAUCCAUUUAGUCACCUUUACUCAUGUAUUACCCAAAAUAGUAGACAUAAUCAGGGAAAAAUAAGCCAUUUACGACAGUUUACCUUCAUGGCGGACAGGAAGUGACGUCGGGUGUUCAGAGUUGAGUUUUAGCCUGUUACGGGCUAUGGCUGCAACAGUAACCCAUGUUAUUAUUAUUAUGAUGAUGAUGAUGAUUAUAUUUUUUGUGCCUGUUGUGAGAUUUUCAAUUUAGACCUGAAAUAAAAGACGGGUUGUUUAAGUCUGGUUCUUCGGGGGUGGUCUCACCGAACAAUUGCUGACACCUAGUGACCAAUUUAGAAUACUACAUUCACACGUUGGUGGUCUUAAUAGCUUAUACUGUAUUUGUAUUUUAGUUCAUUUAGCCGUUUUUAUGCUUGAAAAUGCUUAAAUCUGGCAAAAAAUUUGCUUAAAUAUGCAUUUUUUUUCCUGUACUAAUAAUAGCCUGUAGUCCCAAACAAAACAGCAUUUAUUAAUGAAUUAAUGUUUGAAAAAACGUGAUCGAGUGAGGGAGCGAUGUUUGCACCGCCAUGAAGCAAGGGGUGACUGUAGUCAGCAACAGUAGGUAUGAGGAAAAAAAUUCUCACGCUUUGUGGAUGUUUAUGGAACUGAUAUCCGAUAUCAAUAUCGGAUCAGGGCACCCCUAGUAUGAACACUCACUGGCCUAAAUUUCCAGCCUGCAUUCCUAACCUAUUCAGCACAAUAUAAUGCAUUGUCUUUUUAUUUUGCCUAACAACAAAAACAUGCUUUGCUACUAAUGUCCUGUUCAUAGCUGUAUGUUAUGCCAUGUUUCAUCACUAUAUUCAUCACUUCAGUGACUAGAUAUUCAUAUCUAGGGAUAUUCGGGCUUUUGUGUGAAAUUUCAGGAUGAAUCUAUACUGUUGAACACACGUUCACCUCUUCAUUGUUUCCGUACAUUUAGCACGACUUGCGCCAAUUCGACACUCUUAAGCUCAGUGGCCACUUACCUAUGAGGGCAUUUUGUCUGAAGUGAGGUACAUUUGUUAAGUUGUUAGGCAUCAUCUUAGUCAUCUGGCAGCUGUACUCAAUUAAAAAAAAAAAAUGCACGGACAGUGAGUCAGCAACACGUAGGGCGCUUUGUUUGGGCACGUGAUUUCACGGAACGAGAGUAAUCCCAAAUACAAUAAUCCCUCGCCACUUUGCGCUUUGAAUUUUGUGGCUUCACCCUAUCACAGUUUAAAAAAAAUACAGUAUAUUAACUCAUGCAGUUUUGUGGUUGAAUACAGCCUAUUGUUAGUCAUAAACUAUGCAUAUUUAAGCAAAUUGUAUGUAUGCUUUGGCCUGAAGCAUUUUCAUUGAAUGAAAAUGGCUAAAAAUGAACAAAUACAAAAAUAAGGAAUUCAGAAGACACGUUCAAAGAUGUUGUGACAAUAUGUAGUGCUCUGCACUCGUCACUGGGUGUCAUUAAUGUUACUGUGAUGUUCGGUGAGACUCACAAGCGCCAGAUGUAACCCCUCGGAACAACAGGUUUUUACUGCUGGUUUGAAUCAUCUCACAACAGGCACAAUAAUACCUAACACAGCCUACUGUUGUGUCCGUAACCUAAGCUAAAACUCAACUCUGAACUCCUGACAUUGCUUCCUGUCCGCCCUCCCUACACUCAGCUCAGUAUGAGUCUUACUUAUGUCUUCAAUGGAUUAUUUUCUCUUAUUAUGUCUACUAUAUUGAAUAAUACGAGUGUAAAGUUGACUAUAGAGGUGUUACUCGAGAGCUCUAAUGUUAAAAAAACAGGUUUUCUAUGCUAUAAACUACAAAAAUAUUUCAUUUAUAAAUAAUCCUACUUUGUGGAAAUGCACUUAUCAGUGUCGGGUCUGGAACCAAUUAGCCGUGAUACAGUACAGUGCAUAAGGACUACUUUGCUAUGUGCAAUAUUGUACGAAAACUGAGGCAUCGAGAAAGUGAAUGUGGUGCAUUUUAGGUUCAUCUUGAAAUUUCACACGGCUCUCCCAAAGUUUUUGUGAGUCGUGUAUGUUUUUAAGCUUCCGCUUCUCUUAAUUCCUCCUCCUUGUCCUAUUUGGAAUAUUUGGAGCUGUCUGUUUUAAGCCUGCUUGUCCGUCAACUGGAUUGAAACAUAAUGCCAUAAACUGCUUCUAACCUACACACUUCCAAUUCUGUGUCUUAUGAAGCUUUCCCUCUCAGACAUGUUUUUGGUCUUUCCUGGAAAAACUGGCUCCAAUGCACUUGUUUCAAACUGUGAUCCUUCCUCUUUUUUAACUUUAUGUGUUCUAUUAAGAAGAUCCUACUUUAUCAUUUACACCCCUCUCUCAGAUGUCAGCACAGGCUUCACUGCACAUCUUAUCCAUCCUCCUUGUCUUUCUGCAAUCAAAUCACACAUUGGAACGGUGGUACUGUACAGUUUUAUUGACAGUACAUCUUUUGCUUAUCAAAACAACGCUUGCCGCCAACUCCCCCCAACCCGUCUCUUUUGCGUUCAGCAGCAGUUAGUCAAAUUGAAUUGUCUCAUUUACAGAUGAACAGAAGAUCAUCAGCAAGAAAAAAAACAACUUGACACACUUAAACAAAAGUUAAAAACACGUACCCUGCAGUGUGCUGUAUAGAUGUUUUGUUCCUGACAUGUUUAUGGUACUGAUCUAGAGGGGUUCCAAAAUUGGCAAGGCUUGCUUUAUUUAGCUGUAUUUUUGCAAAGAUGACAACUUGUAGAAAAGGGCAGCACUUUGUAUAAAUGCUGAGUGGCAGGUCGUGCUACUGAUUUUUUUGUUUAAUUUUAUUUAGAUUUUUUUUUUUUUUUUAAUAAGACACGUAGGGGGUAAAAGAAAACGUCUCACUACACAGUGCCACUUGUUCAUUUUGUGUACAUAAUGCUAGACCAUGUAAAUACAAUGUUGUAUAAUAAAAAAAAAUCUUUAAAAUAAAAGGGAAAAUCCAUUGUGAGCAGAAGUAUUUUGUUGUUUUCCUCUGGAAGAUUCAAAUGUUACACGAAUGAUGUGUACUUUGAGACUGCUAUUUCAUUUUUUUUUUUAUUUUUUGGUUUGAUAUGACACAAUCUACAGUAUACCGGCAAGUAUAUAUAUUAUGAAACACAAGACGAUGUUUUUUCCUUCUAUUUCUUUGGUUAAGCUCUUUCUGUGUCGUAAAAAAAAAAACAUGUUUGUCCUCGGUUUUGCUUGUUUCUUGCUGGACUCGUGGUUUUACUGGUGCUUUGGACAUGUCUAUAAGCUUGAUUGUGAACAAUUAAAGCUUGUCUGUCAAAGCAUGGCGAUGUCGCGUCAGGUCACCUUGCUUUUCCACACUGCAAAAGUGAGG